This is a messenger RNA of Meyerozyma guilliermondii ATCC 6260, 2034 nucleotides long. RefSeq names its product transketolase (gene TKL1). Gene Ontology annotation, biological process: pentose-phosphate shunt. NCBI's taxonomy places the organism in Eukaryota, Fungi, Ascomycota, Pichiomycetes, Serinales, Debaryomycetaceae. The transcript has a single exon. Gene Ontology annotation, cellular component: cytosol. Gene Ontology annotation, molecular function: transketolase activity. Bases 1 to 2034 code for a protein of 677 amino acids. The record is from RefSeq and is a predicted model, not a curated record.
AUGACAGACAUUGAUCAACUUGCUAUUGCGACAAUUCGUCUUCUUUCCGUGGACCAGGUGGAUGCUGCUCAAUCCGGCCAUCCUGGUGCACCUUUGGGACUUGCUCCUGCUGCACAUGCGGUCUUCAAGAAAAUGAAGUUUAACCCAAAAAACACAAACUGGAUUAACAGAGAUCGUUUUAUCUUGAGUAAUGGUCACGCUUGUGCUUUGUUAUACUCCAUGUUGUGCUUGUAUGGAUACGCUUUGAAUGUUGAUGAUUUGAAGCAAUUUAGACAAGUGGGCUCUAAAACUCCAGGACACCCUGAAAGAUUGGAUGUUCCCGGAAUCGAGGUCACCACCGGUCCAUUGGGUCAAGGUAUCUCCAAUGCCGUGGGAUUGGCUCUUGCUCAAAGACAAUUUGCCGCCACCUACAACAAACCAGACUUCCCAAUCUGCGAUUCGUUUGUGUAUGCGUUCCUCGGUGAUGGAUGUUUGAUGGAGGGUGUGGCUUCCGAGGCCAGUUCCAUCGCUGGUCACCUCCAGUUGGGUAACUUGAUUGCCUUCUGGGACGACAACAAGAUCACCAUUGACGGUGACACCGCGGUGGCUUUCACCGAGGACGUGGAGGCCAGAUACCGUGCUUACGGAUGGCACACCAUUCACAUCAAGGAGGGUGACAACGAUUUGGAAGGCAUUGCCAAUGCUAUUGAAGAGGCCAAGAAGGUCACCGACAAGCCCACCUUGAUCAGAUUGACCACCAUUAUUGGAUUUGGAUCGCUUCAACAGGGUACUCACUCUGUUCACGGUGCUGCCUUGAAGGCUGAUGAUAUUAAGCAAUUGAAGGAGAAGAAUGGUUUCAACCCAGAUGAGAAGUUUAUCAUUCCUCCUGAGGUGACCGCUGAUUACGCCAAGCAUGUUGCCGAGAACCAAAAGAUCGAGAGUGACUGGAACAAAUUGGUUGUUGAGUACAAGAAGAAGUACCCAACCGAGGGUGCCGAAUUGGCCCGUCGUUUGGAAGGUAAGCUUCCAGAAGGAUGGAAAGAUGCUUUGCCAUCUUACACUCCAAAGGACAAGACCCAGGCCACCAGAGCAUUGUCUCAAACUGUGUUGGAGAAGCUUUACCCUGUGAUUCCAGAACUUAUUGGAGGAUCCGCCGAUUUGACUGGUUCCAACUUGACCAGAGCCACCGAGGCGGUUGAUUUCCAACCACCAUCCUCAAAAUUGGGUGACUAUUCUGGCCGUUAUAUCAGAUACGGUGUUCGUGAACACGGUAUGGGUGCUAUCAUGAACGGUAUUGCUGCAUUCGGUGCCAACUACAAGAACUUUGGUGGUACUUUCUUGAACUUUGUUUCUUAUGCUGCUGGUGCCGUGAGAUUGUCGGCUUUGUCCCACCAUCCAGUGGUGUGGGUUGCUACCCACGAUUCCAUUGGUUUGGGAGAAGAUGGACCAACCCAUCAACCAGUUGAGACUUUGGCUCACUUUAGAGCGCUUCCAAAUAUGUCUGUGUGGAGACCUGCCGAUGGUAACGAGGUGUCUGCUGCCUACAUUGCUGCUCUUGAAACCGACUCUCAUCCUUCUAUCAUUGCUUUGUCCAGACAAGGAUGCCCACAUCUCGAAGGAUCUUCCAUUGAGAAGGCUCUUAAGGGUGGUUACACUGUGCACCAAGUUGAGAACCCAGACAUCAUCAUCGUGUCUACUGGAUCUGAAGUUAACAUUGCCGUUGAAGGUGCUAAACAAUUGGCCAACGAUGGAAUCAAGGCUAACGUUGUCUCCAUGGCAGACUUCUUCACAUUCGACAACCAGCCAUUGUCGUACCAAUUGUCUGUGUUGCCAGACGGUGUUCCAAUCAUGUCGUUCGAGGUUAUGUCCACCUUCGGAUGGUCCAAGUACUCUCAUGAGCACUUUGGCAUGAACCGUUUUGGUAUGUCGGGUAAGGGACCAGAAAUCUACAAGGCAUUAGGUUUUACUCCCGAAGGUGUUGCCGACAAGGCAGCCAAGACUGUACAAUUCUACAAGAACAAGCCAGUGGUGUCUCCUUUGAACAAGGCUUUUUAG